This is a messenger RNA of Trichoderma citrinoviride, 2919 nucleotides long. RefSeq names its product nitrate reductase. The coding region runs from base 1 to 2919 and encodes 972 amino acids. Gene Ontology annotation, molecular function: molybdopterin cofactor binding; heme binding; oxidoreductase activity. The record is from RefSeq and is a predicted model, not a curated record. The transcript has a single exon. Lineage: Eukaryota; Fungi; Ascomycota; Sordariomycetes; Hypocreales; Hypocreaceae.
AUGGCAACAAACCAGCUGGAUUCAGACUCCCAGUUUGGGAGUGGAGAGGAAUGGUCUUCUUCGAUUCCAUCGUCACCUGGACCGUCGCCCGAGUCGUCGUCUCCGACAACGCCAGUAUCAUGUAGCCCAUGCUUAGCAGCCAAACCAGAAACGGAUCCAGAUUUCCAAGAGGCUAUCUUGGAUGCUACUUUGAGUUACGACUUUACUUCGCUUCCUCCUAUCCCGAAGGCUGAGGCCAUACAGCCGUUAGCUUCCGACGCCCAAACUCCAGACAACUGGGUUGCACGAGAUAGCCGGAUGAUCCGACUCACGGGGAAACAUCCGUGCAAUGUCGAGGCCCCCUUGUCCGCCCUGUUCAGAGCCGGAUUCCUGACACCUCAAAAUCUAUUUUAUGUGCGCAGUCAUGGGGAUACACCGAGGUUCAGCCCAAAACAAGCGCAGGAAUGGAAACUCCGAGUCCAUGGGCUUGUCGAAAACGAGUUCGAAUUCUCUAUUCAGGAGCUGAAGGAGAGGUUCCCGGUUGUCACGCUCCCUGUCACUCUUGUCUGCGCUGGCAACCGUCGAAAGGAGCAGAAUAUGGUGGUCAAGGGACUUGGGUUCAAUUGGGGUGCAGCAGGUGUAUCAACCGGUCUGUUUACUGGCGUCUACCUGGCUGACAUCCUCGACUACUGCAAGCCCAAACAUCCCCUUCUCUCCGCAUAUCCCUCUUAUGACAAACCUGUUACUGGACGUGCGCGCCACGUUGUUUUUGAGGGUGCGGAUGAGUUACCCAAGGGCAAAUAUGGUACAUCACAGAGGCUCAGCUGGGCAUUGGACCGCAGCAAGGGCAUGCUGAUCUCUUGGGGUCUCAAUGGUGAAGAUCUUUCUCCCGACCACGGUUAUCCUCUGCGAUUGGUUGUGCCAGGCCAGAUCGGUGGACGUAUGGUGAAGUGGCUUCAACGGAUCGAGGUCUCGGAUCGCGAGAGUCAGCAUUAUUUACACUUCUUCGAUAACAAGCUUUUACCCACCAUGGUAACGGCCGACCAGGCCAGAAGCGAAGAUAAAUGGUGGUACGAUCCCAAAUACAUCAUCAAUGAGCUCAACGUGAACGCGGCAAUUUGCUCACCUGCUCACGAAGAGAUACUUCAACUGGCUCCUGAAACAUCCACCACACAAGAGGUAGCCAUUGAAGGAUAUGCCUACACCGGUGGAGGUCGACGUAUUACUCGCGUUGAUAUCACCCUUGACGAUGGCAAAUCUUGGAAGCUCUGUGAUAUAAGGUACCCAGAGGACCUUUACCGAAUGUAUCCAAUCCACGACCACCCCUACUUUGGUAACAUCGACUUAAGCACGACUGAUAUGAGCUUUUCUUGGUGUUUCUGGAAGGUGGACGUUGAUGUCAAAUCCCUGCUAGGAGAUGGGGAUGCCGGGUUCGUCGCGGUGCGGGCAAUGGAUGAAGCUCUGAGCAUCAUGCCGCGGGACAUGUACUGGAACGCCACCUCCAUGAUGAACUCUUGGUGGUUUCGUGUUGCUGUCUACAGGGAAAACUCUGGACAGACCCUUCGAUUCGAACAUCCAACUGUGCCAGGCAACGCGGGCGGUGGCUGGAUGCAGCGUAUGAAGGAAGCCGGAGCGGAUCCGAGAUUCCCAAAUUUCGGAGAGAACAACGCUUCAUCCGCUGCUAUCACAACAGAUACACAUGGACCACGAGGAAACCUACCCAGCGAGGACAGUAAAAGCAUGAUGGUCAAUCCAGACAAAGCAUCAACAGUCAUUACAGCGUCUCAGCUCGCGGAGCAUGCCGACGGAGAGGGACCGUCUCCGUGGUUUGUCGUCGAAGGACAUGUGUAUGAUGGAACGCCCUUCCUUUUAACCCACCCUGGUGGAGAACAGUCCAUUCGCCUGGCUGCUGGUGAGGAUGCCACUGAAGAUUUUAUGGCUAUUCACUCAGUAGAUGCAAAGAAGAUGUUGAGAGAUUACCAUAUAGGAGUGUUGGAGCAUCCCACAGCACCGCCGAUACCUCCAAUAGCAAGAGCUGAGAAUCUGGAUGAUCCAUCGAAGCCAUUUCUCGAGCCGAAGGUAUGGAAGAAAGUCCAACUGGUCCAGAAGAGAACAAUCUCCCAUGAUUCACGAAUAUUCCGUCUCGCCUUGCCAAACGAAGAGCAACUUCUGGGCUUGCCAGUAGGACAGCACAUUUAUCUACGAAUCAAGAAAACCGACAAAGCAAGCGGAAAAGUUCAAAUCGUGCAGCGAGCGUAUACUCCGUAUAGCUGCAGCACCCAGCGCGGGUUUAUCGAUCUUCUGAUCAAAGUGUAUUUCCCGUCAGACAAGUCAUCGCAUGGCAGCGCUACUUUUAAUGGAGGCCAACUGACCAUGCUGCUGGAGAACAUGGCGAUCGACGGAAAUUCGGAUGAGACGACACUGGAGCUGAAAGGACCUGUUGGAUAUUUCACCUAUGCCGGCAAUGGUCAGAUUCAGUGGAGGUCGAACAACCGACUCCGCACUGUCAGAAGGUUGGCCAUGAUCGCUGGUGGCAGCGGUAUUACCCCUAUAUGGUCCACGUUGAAGGCUAUUUCAGACGAGUCAUCGUCCAGACAGGGCAACUCGGUCGAAGUAUGGCUCAUCUAUGGUAACAGACAGGAGAGUGAUAUACUAAUUCGUGACGAACUGGAUCAUAUCUCACGCUGUAUGAACGGAAAGCUGCAUAUAUGGUAUGUUCUGAGCUCUGACCAACUCGGUGCAGACUGGAGGAUGGGACGCGGACAUAUUGACUUGGAGUGUCUCCAACAACACCUUCCGCCACCGCCUUCUGUCCAGAUUGGCACAGACCUUGGGGAUACGCUGGCGUUAGUCUGUGGUCCCCCAGCUAUGGAAGCAAGCGUCUCGGCUGGACUGCAAAAGCUCGGAUGGAGUGUUGAGCAAAACAUUGUGUUCUUCUAG